Messenger RNA from Mercenaria mercenaria, 1002 nucleotides. RefSeq lists its product as uncharacterized. The transcript has 2 exons. The coding region runs from base 1 to 1002 and encodes 333 amino acids. NCBI's taxonomy places the organism in Eukaryota, Metazoa, Mollusca, Bivalvia, Venerida, Veneridae. The record is from RefSeq and is a predicted model, not a curated record. Gene Ontology annotation, biological process: mRNA transcription. Gene Ontology annotation, cellular component: nucleus.
AUGGUGGCAUUGUUUUUGGUUGAUGACUAUGUUAGUGCGGAAUUACGGCAUUGGUGUUUCUUGGACGCUUGGACAGGUUGUAUGUCUUGGCGAUCUGAAGCCCAUAAACAGAUUGUUCUGGCCACUGACGCUAGUUCUUAUAAAUAUGGCGCUGUUGUCUUGAGAGGAACUGACGGCAUUCCACCACAGACACUUUGCGAUUAUUUUGGUGCAGUGGAAAAACCGAUUCAUUUAAAAGAGGCUGAAGCGGUUCACAAUUGUCUUUUGUCAUUUGAGUCUAAGUUAAAGCAUCAUCGCGUUGAUGUUUUGGUUGACAAACAAGUAGUUCUUCAUGGAUUGCAACUUAAUAUUGAUACAAGAAAGAUUGAGGAUCGACUCUCCCUCUUGGACAAGAAAACGGACCAGUCCAACUCAGCUAAGCGAAAACGUUUAGCGGCAUCUUUGGCAGAUUUCUUAUCCAACCUUCCUACUCCUCUUACAUUAUGUAGUUGCUCUCCUGAAGAUAUUAGGAAAUUUCUGGUUUGGAAAGAUGAGUUCGGGAAGACUAAGAUACAUACUGCUUCUUGUCUAUACAUUGGUAGUUCUGACUCUCGGGUUAAUUGUGCAUGCCCACUUCGCCUCGCUGCAGGGACUGUAGAAGGUGUGAUAAAUCUGUUAUGUAGAAUUUUUGAGGAUCAUGGGUUUGGUCGUUUUUGGGAUAGCAUGACGAUGCAAGGGUAUCCCGUAUGCUCCCAAAUUGUCAAGGAGUAUCUUACGCGAAUACGUGAGGAGCAAGCAAAGGCAAAUGUUCUUCCGAAACAGGCAAAACCUAUUUUCAUGAGUAAAUUGCGCCCUAUUGCUCGUUAUAUUGACAUGCAACUUGCAAGGUCAGAUAUAACAUCCCGGGAGAGAUAUGUUCUUUUAAGAGAUCAAGCUUGGUUUAAAUUGCAGUUCUUUGCUGGAGAUCGUGCGGGCGAUCUGUCGAUUUUAUUGUCACAACAGAUUAGUAAACGUUUUGUUUGA